This is a messenger RNA of Anguilla rostrata (American eel), 3532 nucleotides long. RefSeq names its product nuclear envelope integral membrane protein 1 (gene nemp1). The record is from RefSeq and is a predicted model, not a curated record. Bases 63 to 1349 code for a protein of 428 amino acids. The transcript is spliced from 10 exons. Gene Ontology annotation, cellular component: nuclear envelope. Lineage: Eukaryota; Metazoa; Chordata; Actinopteri; Anguilliformes; Anguillidae.
UCUGUGAUACGCUACUGAUCUGUCACUCAUUCGGUUGCUAAGCGAAAUAAGCAGGAGUUAGAAUGUGCAUUACUACUGUCAUGGCGCGACACAUGAAACGAAGAAUUGGAUUUAAUUGCAAAAAUUCAAGAACGACAGUAAUUAUACUGUCUUUUGUGUUGCAUUUACUUCUACUAAUAGAACAAACCUCAGCUAUAUUGCCUAUAACCCCCAUAAAAGAAGGGAAGGAAUACCAGGAGUCCGGACCACAGCACUUCUGUUACCACAAUCACCUGGUGCCAGGAUGGAGGGAGACCUGGACACGGAUUCAGAUCCAGGUGCACAGCUCCAGGGAGCUGAAGGUGACGGUGGUGCAGGACGAGGAGGAGCUGCAGGAGCUGGAGCACUUCAGCAUGUGGACCCUGGUGCAGUACUUCAUGCGGGAGCACUCCAACGAGACCGUCGUGGACGUGGGCCUGUUCAGCACGAAGACCUGCUUCCGGGUCGACCCGGCCGACUCCAGGGCCAAGUACACCGUCAGGCUCGCGCACCAUUUCGACAUUUACCUGUUCCUGGUGUUUGCGUCUGGAUUGCUGCUGUUCCUCUAUGCUGACACACUUAGCAGGAGUCAGCUGUUCUAUUACUCAGCUGGAAUGAGCACGGGCAUGAUCGCCUCCCUCAUCAUCCUCAUCUUCAUCAUGGCUCGCUUGCUGCCCAAGAGAAGCCCGUUCUACGUGCUGAUAGUCGGGGGCUGGUCCUUCUCGGUCUACCUCAUCCAGCUGGUGUUCCGAAACCUGCAGAUCAUUCUGAAGGAGCACUGGCACCUGGCCAUAGGCUACACAGCGGUGGUGGGCUUCAUUAGCUUUGCGGUGUGCUACCGCCACGGCCCCCUGGUGGAGGAGCGCAGCAUUAACAUCCUGUCCUGGACGCUGCAGAUAUUUGGCCUGCUGCUGGUGUAUGCCGGCAUCCAGGUCCAGCAGGUGGCGCUGGCUGUCAUCGUGGCGGCCUUCUGCGCCAAGAAUCUGGAGUAUCCCGUCCAGCUGGGCCUGACUGCGUACAGAAGGCUCAGUGCUAACAUUGCUCUGUACCACAGCAGGCUGAGACCAAUGGUGCCGAGCGAGCUCCGCUCACAGGGAACAGAGGCGGAAGGAACAGCGCUGCAGUCUCCUAAGAGGUUCGCAGACUUCAUGGAAGGCUCACCCCACUUAAUGGGGAAUGAAGUGUCAAUUCAUGCGCAGGAAUACGGGCUGGGGGGGUCCUUCUUCGAGGACGAGCUCUUCGCCACAGACGAGGAUGAGGAGGACGAGGAGGACGAGGAGGAGCAGAGGGAGAAGCCUAAAGAGUGGUCCAGGAACCACAAAGACAUGUGAGGGGGAGUGGGGUCAUUGGAGGCAGGCACACGACAAGGCCUAAAAUUCGCCCUACUUUCACACCCCCAGAGCUCGGUUGGGUUGAGCGUAGUGGGCGUGGCUACAGCCCUGUCUGUCUUCAGAUUUUGGCAGAGGAGUAAGCUGGAGUCCAACUCGGGACAGGACCCAGACAAGGUUUUUGACAGCAGGAUAAAAUAUAAUCGUACAACCAUUAAAAAUGAACCCAUGCAUACUUUUUUGUUUCACUGCGUUUCGGAAAAGCACAAGCAGUAUUCAUUGUGCCAUAUCUUUCCCUGUGUAUGUAAUGGUUCAAGAGGAAAAUUCUAGAAUGAUAGUGGACUGAUCAUUUUUAUUUAAGUGGUCUUACACUUUAUUUUCCAUUUUGUGCAUGCUGGGAUGCUUCGAUUACAGCCAUUGACUGGUAAAUGUUUGCUUGUUGUACUAGAAGGGAGUGUGAAAUCCAAAAAAAAAAAAAUGUUCAGCUCAAGUUAAGUCAGCUGUGAUGUUUCCAUUAAUCGUGUAUUAAUAAUGCAGUUCUGGUGCUAACACUCGGGAUAAAAGCCAUAGCAAAGUAAAUCUUUCAGCUAGAGGACUUCUAGCUCUGCUCAGUAUUAAUGGUCCAAAUGCUGGUCUAAUUUUGAAAACCUUUACCCAUCAGUAAAGAUCAUUUUUAUCCAGCCAAUUAGCCCCACUCUACGGUGAAGCACACAAUAUGGUGACAUCACUGGUAACCUGACUUGAAGUGUAGUGCCUUUAAACCAAAUACUGUACCGAUGCUGUGAACUGAUUCUGAAGCCCGGUCUAAAACCACCGGUCUUAUGAUCCACCUGUUAUUCACAACUUCUUCCUACAGCAAAACCAUUACAGUCAGUGCGCUGAUAACAAGAUAUGGACCAUACAUAAAACGAUUCAGAUUCCACAUUUAGACGCUAACCUUGUUCCAUUCUGCCAAAAAUCCCAUUUUUGCUUUUUUCACUUUGUGUGCUUUAGGCAGUGAUAUUCUUCAUCGGUUAUGCGCAUUUUAUAAUAGGCUUGCGUGCUAGUUAUUUCGGUUGUAUUUUAAAUUGUAUUGUUUUUAAUGUUUUGUAACUGACGAACCAAAGUGCUCAACAUGGAUAGUUGGUAUGAUGUAGGCUGAUAUUUCCAUAGAUAUCUGCCAUUAUCUUUAAGGAAGGUGUCUUAAUCUGCCAUUAUCUUUAAGGAAGGUGUCUUAUCAGAUGCCUGGGAGUGCAGCAUGCUAGAACACUCCUUUUGUAAAUCACAGUAUUACAGCUAUAACUAGGGAUGUCUAAUACGGAAGUCCUAGGGAGGGAUGGUGGAAGCUUUGCUUUUGGUUUUUGGCUGGUAAACAUUAUUCUUUAAAAAUAUAUAAAAGAGGUUCAGAUUACUUUGAUUGGGCUACUUUAUGAGCAUGACUUCUGCUUAAUUUGUAGCCAUCUUUGGUGCAUCAAAUGCAGAGCCUCUCUGGGGCAUAUUGGUUUUCAUCUUAAUUUAUUGAUCGAUGCUGUUACGACCCAGAUAUCCUGCACCUGUGGUUAGAAGCUGAGUAUUAUUGUUCAGUCCAUACCAUAUGGCCAGAUCCACUGUAUACUUUGACCCAAUUGGUUGACAGAAACUAGACUGGCAGAAUUAGCAUUCUAGCGAUUUGUACCUCAUAAAAUGUGAAAUGGCCACCAAUUCUAACCAAGAUUACAACUGGGGGCAUUAAAAAAAAAAGAAAAAUUCCAGAACAAUCUGCAGUAUUAAAAUAGUCACUCUGGUGGAACUUGGAUGCUUAGAUUUCAUAUUCCAUUACAUAUGAGAAUUUGCACACUGAAUGGAUGUUUGUUGGUGGAAGCAUGUGAUUGCAGGGAUUGUGUGGACACAUUAGUCAUUUUUAUCACUUAAGAUUUUCUUUAGUAUGUUUUUACAUAAUGUACAACACGUUUUGAUUAUUGUCUUGUGUAACUUUUUUUUUUUUGUGGGUCAGAUAUGGGAUUUGUCCUUAUGUAAAAUUGGGUCAAAUAGUAACCAUUUCUUCUCUUUGUUGGAAUAUGAUGGAUGUGGACAGUGAUUUGUUUUUUGUUGUCAGAUUUUAUAUGGUGCCCAUGAAUCAAAAAACAUAAUUUCUAAGUGUUUACAGUGUCUUCUAGGUUAUCUUUUUGUGAAAAAAAGACAAAUAAAAUAAAUGUGUUCAGAUUUAA